Molecule: messenger RNA, 1653 nt
Organism: Musca domestica (house fly)
Lineage: Eukaryota; Metazoa; Arthropoda; Insecta; Diptera; Muscidae
Exons: 4
Coding region: 181-1437 (418 amino acids)
Source: RefSeq, a predicted model, not a curated record
UAAAAUUAUAACUACAACGGUUAAAAUAUUCAGCGGAAUAUCACAAAGUGUAAUUUUAAACGGAUAUUAUCAGGACUAAAAUCACAAAAAUUAGAAGAGGAAAACCAAGGAAUCAAGGAUAAAAUAUAUAAUUUUAGCAGUUACCCCCUUUCAAAUUAAAAAAAUAAUAAAAAUCGAACCAUGAUCUUUGAAAACUCCAACAAUUUGCCAUCGUAUUUGAACGAGGAUUUCUUCAAGGCCGCCCUGGAGGUGGGUCUUCGCGAUAGCUGUGUGGAUAUCAAGAAAAUCGAAUUUGGGGAGCCCAGUGGCGGCGGCGAGAAUUAUUGCAGCAAAAUCUAUCGCGCCAAGGCAUUGUAUCGUUGCAGCAAACGUCAGUUGGAUGAGGAGCUGGCGCUGAUUGUCAAAAGUAUAGACAUAACACCGGCUACACAAUUCCUGGAGGAUUUGGCUGUAUAUUUGAGGGAGAAGAUAUUCUAUUUCGAAGUGCUGGAUAAACUGGAAAUGCUGAUGGGGCAGGGCACUAAGUUUGGAGCCAAAUGCUUUUACACAACCGGCGAGCCGAUGCAAACCAUUGUCUUCGAUGAUCUCACUCAAUACGGAUACAGACUGGCUAGUCGGCAAAAAGGACUCGAUGAGGAACACUGUGUUGUUAUUCUAAGGAAGUUGGCUAAGUUUCAUGCCUCAUCAAUGGUUUUGCUGGAAAAAAAUCCUUCACUGAAAGAACACUUCAAGGCUGGCAUGUUGGAUGAGACCUAUGUUAGGAGCAGUGAACGUUUCACCGAUUACAUGAGUCUUCAUGUAAGGACCUUGGCCGAUAUGGUGGCCACGUGGAAGGGUUACGAGGAAAUCAGCAAAAAGUUACACAACUAUUGUGAUAAUAUCACCGAGAAUUUGGUAAAGUCAGGUCGGCCAAGGCCGGGGGAAAUUACAGUUUUGAAUCAUGGUGAUUUGUGGGUUAAUAAUUUUAUGUAUAAAUAUAAGGCGGAUAAUUGCAAUACACCAGAGGAUGCGGUAUUUGUCGACUUCCAAAAUAGUUUCUUUGGCAGUCCUGGCUGUGAUAUAAACUUCUUCUUGAACAGCAGUGUCCAACUGCCGGUUCUUAAGUAUCGCCGGGAAUUUCUCAUCGAAACCUAUUACGAGACAUUCCAUGAGGCUUUGAGAGAAAUGAAUUAUGAGAGAAUUCCAUCGUUGAAGGAGAUCCAGGAUGAAAUAACUUCACGUGAACUAUAUGGCUUCUUUUCGUUGUACUCCUUCCUGCCCAUGGUCGCCUUGAGCAAAGAGGAUUCGGCUGAUAUUAGUCUGGAGGCAUUGGCCGAUAAGGAGUUUGCCCGCAAAAAGGUCAAGGUGAUGUUUAGUUCGAAUCCUCGCACCAUGGAGACCAUUAAAUAUGCCCUGAAGCGUUUGGAUAAGUUGGGAAUUUUCGAUGAGGAGCCAUAAAAAUUUUGGAUGAUUUUUUGUAAUUACUUCCGAGGAAUAUAUAGUUCAUAGAGUAAACAGCCAACUAAGUUCUAUUCACAUAAGUAUGUCCAUGGCCAUGGGAUGACCUUAAAUCUUAUAACUAAUAUAAGCUAUUUUUAGAUUUCAGAUUCUAUAACAUUUUCGUAUUAUUUUAUAAACAUUUGACUGUUUGAGAUAAAAAUUUCUUCAGUUUCA